AUGGCUACCAGUCAUCUGCAAUACUCCGUCGACCAGGAGAUCGCUCACUUCUUUGCGAAGACUUCAGCGAGCCGCUCGGCCUGUGAUACCUAUGUGAAGGAGCACCUUGGAGGCGAUAUCAUUCCAGUAGCUGUGCAAGGCGUCUGCAGUUACACCGUCUAUGCUGGGCCCAAGGGCGAAUUCGUCGCUCAGUUUCGUCUCAAGUCCCUUCAGCUGAGAAUGGAGAUCGUGAAUCUCGCUCAAACCAUAUAUGGCCACUUUGUACCUCAGGUUUCCUUCAGGGGGCAGGUUGGAGAAAGUGCCGACGGAAAGGAGCCUCUCUACAUCUACGUCAUGAGCCGGAUACGUGCGAUUAGCUACCUGGAUUUUCUCCUGGCACAGAACACUCGUGUGCCUGAAAACUCGCUCAAGUUCUCUUCGUGGCGAAAGAAUCUUGUAACUGACAUAGCAAAAUUCUUUGCUCGCUCGUGGAACGCUCCGCAGGAUGUCGAACAAAAGUACCGCGACUGCCUUAGCCAUCAAUAUGAGACGGAACUGCAAUUACUAUUUGCCUCUCUCCCUAGCCGCUUCCACCCAUUCAUCCAGGAGACUCUCAACUUGUUACCAGCCAUUCUUUCUCUCCCCAUGGUGCUCCUCCAUAAAGACUUUGGCGUCAGCAAUAUAUUAGUAGACGAAACGACUUGCAAUCUAGUUGGGGUAGUUGAUUGGGCCGAGGCUGAGGUUGCGCCAUUUGGCCUCGACCUUCACUCUCACGAGCUACUGAUAAGCAAGGUCCACCUCAAGAGUGGGCUUAUCAGAUACGACGACUACGGCACUUUAGAGGAGCUGUUCUGGAGUACAUUCAAACAGGAGGCUGGAGGAUUAAGUAACGAAAGUAUCAGAAUCAUAAAGUUGGCAAGACGCAUGGGCCUGCUGCUCUCAUACGGCUUUACGGGUCGUUUUGCAAAUAUGCCGAAGCCAGUACCUAUCCAGGACGAUGAAAAUGGGGCGUAUAACAUGCGCCUUCUAGAUGGAUUGUUGAUUAACCCCACAAGAUUUAUGGAACUGCGUGACUAA
Blastomyces dermatitidis ER-3 is the source of this 1056-nucleotide messenger RNA. RefSeq lists its product as uncharacterized. Lineage: Eukaryota; Fungi; Ascomycota; Eurotiomycetes; Onygenales; Ajellomycetaceae. The transcript has 2 exons. The record is from RefSeq and is a predicted model, not a curated record. The coding region runs from base 1 to 1056 and encodes 351 amino acids.